AUGUCAACCCCAGGAGCUGGUCAUGAAUUCCCUCGCCAGGAGGUGUCCUGGCUCAAGCGUGACGCUCUACUUUUUGCCUACAGUAUCGGCUGCAAGGCCGAUGAGCUGCAUUUUCUCUACGAGCUCCAUCCGAACUUCGCGGUCUUUCCCACGUAUCCUAUAAUUCUUCCGUUUAAGCUCACUGAUCAAGAAGUAACGGACUUCUAUGCCCGUUCUGGCGGAUCCCCUAUCCCUGGUGUUCCAAAGUUCGACUAUCGCCGCGUGGUUGACGGCCAGCGCAAGCUCACCAUCCUUAAGCCCUUGCCCCCCACGAGCGAGGGUAAGAAGUUCGAGUUGCGCAACAAGGUCAUUGGAGUCUAUGACAAGGGCAAGCCUGGCACUGUCAUCGAAACAGAACAGACUAUUGUGGAUGAGACAGGCGAGAUCUACUCAAGAACUGUUAGCAGCGGUUUCUUCGUUGGCCAGGGUAACUGGGGUGGACCGAAAGGCCCCAGCAAUGCCAACUAUGCCCCACCUGAAGGCAAGCAGCCAGAUGCCGUUCAUGUAGUCCAAACGAAUCCGGAGACAGCCCAUCUCUAUCGACUCAACGGAGACUACAAUCCUCUACAUGCUACUCCCGAGCCUGGCGAGAAGAUGGGCUUCGGUGGCGCCAUCGUCCAUGGCCUCUUCAGCUGGAAUUCCGCUGCCCAUGGUGUUCUGCGAGAGCUCGGUGGUAGUGAUCCGAAGAAUCUUAAGGAGAUCCAAGCGCGCUUUGCUUCGCCAGUUAUACCUGGUGACAAGCUUAUCACUGAGAUCUGGAGAACGGGCAGUCUUCAAGAUGGGUAUGAAGAAAUUCGAUUCGUGACCAAGAAUGUGAUGAUUGACCGAGGUACUAGCACAUCGCGUGCCGUGUCAUCAUUUACCCCGAAAUAUGUUAGAAUGACCUACAAGUCAUCAUCCGUCUCAACUCGAUUCCCUUCGCUAGUACGCGCGAAUUCAUCAGUGGCAAAUGCCCGGGCCACACCCUCUAGCAGCGAUAACGAGGAUCCCUGGCCUCUCCACUUGAGGAACAAAAAGUGGGAGGCGUUGCAGCUCGGUCAUGAAGGUCAAGCCAGCAAUUUUGGGACGUUUUGGCUCCGGGACAACUGCCAAUGUUCCAAAUGCAUCCAUCCAGACACAAGACAACGAACUGUUGAUACGUUUGCGAUACCUGAUGAUAUCCGUAUCAAAGAUCUCAGUUAUGAGAAGGAUGGUGUGAAGGUAGACUGGUCGGACGGGCAUCAUGCCUAUUAUCCAUUUCCGUGGCUCAAGAGCCAUUCCAACAAGCCUGUUUCCAAGCUGGAACCGAAGUCAGAACUACAUUUCAGAGAGAUCAAAUCAUACGUUCCGGGCAGAGACAGUACAUUUCCCACAUUUCCUUACGCAGAUAUCAUGGCCGACGAUGGUGCUCUGCGUGACUGGCUUGAAGGAAUUUACGACUGGGGAUUUGCUUUUGUACAAGGAGUUCCUACCAACCCCGAAUCAACUGAAGCUCUCCUAAAGAGAAUUGCUUUCAUCAGAAACACUCAUUACGGUGGGUUCUGGGAUUUCACAGCCGACUUGACCUUCAAGGACACCGCAUAUACGACAGAAUUUCUCGGAGCACAUACGGACAACACCUAUUUCACCGAUCCUGCGAGGCUCCAGCUAUUCCACCUUCUAUCCCAUACCAAUGGAGAUGGCGGCGCCAGCCUACUUGUUGAUGGUUUCCGGGCUGCUUCGAUUCUUCGUGAAGAGAGCCCACAAGACUUCGAGGUAUUGAUGUCAACGAACCACCCUUACCACUCAAGUGGCAAUGAGGACGUAUGCGUGCAACCGGCGGAGCAAGCUCCAGUCCUUAAGGUUCACCCUGAACUACAACGGCUAUUUCAGAUUCGCUGGAACAACUAUGACAGAGCCGCCAAGAAGAAUUGGAACUGGGAGGAACAGGUCAAAUGGUAUACGGCCGCACGGCACUGGGACGAGAUAAUUCGUCGCAAAGACAUGGAGAUCUGGACACAGCUUGAACCAGGGACAGCCCUCAUCUUCGACAAUUGGAGAAUGCUUCACGGUCGCUCGGAAUUUACAGGAAAGCGCAGGAUGUGCGGUGGAUAUAUAAACAAUGAUGACUUCAUCUCACGAUACCGUCUUCUUAAAUUCGGUCGCGAGGAGGUCCUAAGAAACAUCGGCAAUGACCAGUGGUCCCUGGAUAACCCCAACUACUACAUUUGA
Molecule: messenger RNA, 2229 nt
Organism: Aspergillus costaricaensis CBS 115574
Lineage: Eukaryota; Fungi; Ascomycota; Eurotiomycetes; Eurotiales; Aspergillaceae
Product: putative trimethyllysine dioxygenase TmlH
Exons: 16
Coding region: 1-2229 (742 amino acids)
Biological process (GO): carnitine biosynthetic process
Cellular component (GO): peroxisome
Molecular function (GO): iron ion binding; trimethyllysine dioxygenase activity
Source: RefSeq, a predicted model, not a curated record